Bactrocera tryoni is the source of this 1771-nucleotide messenger RNA. RefSeq names its product fatty acyl-CoA reductase wat-like. NCBI's taxonomy places the organism in Eukaryota, Metazoa, Arthropoda, Insecta, Diptera, Tephritidae. The transcript has 7 exons. The record is from RefSeq and is a predicted model, not a curated record. Gene Ontology annotation, cellular component: peroxisome. Bases 114 to 1640 code for a protein of 508 amino acids. Gene Ontology annotation, molecular function: alcohol-forming very long-chain fatty acyl-CoA reductase (NADP+) activity. Gene Ontology annotation, biological process: long-chain fatty-acyl-CoA metabolic process.
AACGCCCCGCCGCAGCGUUGAACGGUUCGAAAACUUUAGUCUCAUAACGGAUUUUAGAACUCGGUAGAUAGAACGCCACUUCGUGCCUGACUUUGAUCGAGUGAAUAGUCGAAAUGACAGCGGCAAUGCAAGUGACCGGGGUGAACGCGGAAAGCCUCUCCGAAGUGCAAAAGUUUUACCGAAAUAAAAGUGUAUUCCUCACGGGCGGUUCGGGAUUUUUGGGCAAAGUGUUUAUUGAAAAAAUAUUGCGGGCCUCUGACGUGAAAUGUAUUUACAUAUUGAUGAGACCAAAGAAGGGACAGGCCGUGGAGGAGCGCAUAGAAGCCAUGUUUAAAAACCCCUUGUUCGCCGAAUUGAACAAGUUGAAACCAACGGCUAGAAACCGUUUAAUACCAAUACACGGCGAUUGCCAGCUAAGCAGUUUGGGUAUCUCACCCGCAGACCGUCAGACCCUACUCGAUGAGGUGGAAAUCGUAAUGCAUAGCGCCGCAACUGUGCGCUUCAACGAGCCGCUCUACAACGCACUGGCCAUAAAUGUGCGCGCCACCAUGGAUCUUAUGCAGUUGGCGAAGAAAAUGCGCAAGCUUCAAGCCUUCGUACACGUCUCGUCCGCUUUUGCAAACUGCACAGUCUUUCAUGUAGAUGAGGUCUACUACAAAAAUGAGCUCAACAUUACAGCGGAAAAUAUGUGCAAAGUCGCGGACUUAUUGGGUCCGGAGAAAACCAACCGUAUGACAAGUGAAUGGUUGGGCAAGUCACCCAACACGUACACUUUCACAAAAGCGCUUGCGGAAGAGGCGGUGCUGUCGGAAGGAAAGGAAUUGCCGAUUUGCAUCUUCCGACCCGGCAUAGUUAUACCGACCUACAGUGAACCGAUUGUUGGCUGGGUGGACAAUCUAUACGGGCCGAUGAGCAUUUUGUAUGGUGUAGCGCAUGGCGUAGUUCGUGUUCUCUAUUUACAUCUGGAUACGAAUGCAAACUUCGCUCCCGUGGAUAUGUGCGCCAAUUUGAUGCUGGUCUCGGCGUGGAAUACGGCGAAACAAGUGAACCAAACCAGCUCUAUGCCGCCACCCAUUUACAACUUUGUGCCCGAUGAGCGAAACAUGCUGAAAUGGCAGACUUAUCGACGAACUUUGGAGGAGCACGCACCGAAAAUGCCGCUUACCAAAAUGAUUUGGUAUCCCUUUGUGAUAAUAGUCAACUAUAAAUUAUUAUAUAAUAUUCUCAUAUUAUUCUAUCACAUAAUACCGGGCUACAUCUUUGACUUCCUCUUACUCCUAAUAGGGAGGAAACGUAGAAUGAUAAAAACAUAUCAAAAGCUCCAUAAGCAAAUCGGCGUACUAGACUAUUUUGUAGAGCACAAGUUCACCUUCACAAUGGAGAACACAAGCAAGUUAUGGCUCUCGCUCUCGCAUGCCGACCAGAAAAUCUUCAAUUUCAAUAUACGCGAAAUAAAUUGGCCGGAAUACUUUCAUAACUCCUUAAUGGGUGUGCGCUGCUUUAUGGGCAAGGAACAACCCGAGACCAUACCGAAAGCCAAACGGCUGAUGCAGAGACUGCUGAUUUUACAUCGCACGGUCCAGGUACUGGUCUAUGGCGGAGCCUGUGCUUUGAUGUCGUGGGCCUUUCUUCGCAUUUAAUAACCAAUAUUUAAGUAAAUUUAUGGCAAUGUGAUAAUUAAGAAUGAUUAUAGUACUCAUUGGUUUUGUUUGGAUUUCUUAGACACGAGUCUCAAUUUCGCAAUUAAAUAUGUAUUGUUCGAAUAUUCAUA